This is a messenger RNA of Magallana angulata, 3420 nucleotides long. Its product is annotated as excitatory amino acid transporter 1-like. Bases 327 to 1940 code for a protein of 537 amino acids. Gene Ontology annotation, cellular component: plasma membrane. Gene Ontology annotation, molecular function: glutamate:sodium symporter activity; neutral L-amino acid transmembrane transporter activity; L-glutamate transmembrane transporter activity. The transcript has 8 exons. Gene Ontology annotation, biological process: L-glutamate transmembrane transport. The record is from RefSeq and is a predicted model, not a curated record. Lineage: Eukaryota; Metazoa; Mollusca; Bivalvia; Ostreida; Ostreidae.
UUUACUCUUAGAGGCAAUUCAUUACCCAGUGAAGAGAAGCAAAUAAGUAUUUCCAUAUUGAUGGAGAAGUUUGUUUUCUGGCGCAUGCGCAUCUAAUUAGAUUCUCCCUGUAUCUACCUUGUAUGUUUUUGUACAAGUGUCCAUUCUCAUCUUGGAUACGACAUUCGGAUAAUUCCAAUGCCUCUGAUUCAGGUGCUAUACUAAUAUUAUUGUUUAAUCAGUAAACUAAAAAAAUUGCAUUUAAACAAACUGUUGUCUGUAUACUUUUAUGUAUAGAUAAAUUGUAAAUCAGAUUCCGGGGAAUAAGGUAAAAGUCAAAUAUCAAUAUGGACUACAAACCUCCAAAACCACUGGUGGAUCCAGAAUCUAAACUUCUCUGUAGCAACGACACAUCUGCGAAAUAUGACACUCAAGUUCUGUACGAAAACGAGGGCUCGUACCAGCAAAGACAUGGGACCAAUAUGUUACACCUGUGCGUGAAAGGAUUAAAACAAAACCUUAUUCUGGUUCUUCUCUUACUAUCAGUAGUAUUUGGGUGUGCAAUCGGGUUCGGGAUUCGAGCUACAGGACAGUUAACGAAAAGAGAAAUCAUGUACUUACAAUUUCCGGGAGAAAUGUUAAUGCGCAUGCUCAAGAUGCUGAUCAUUCCAUUGGUUGUUGCAAGUUUGAUUGGCGGGAUCGCGGGACUUGAUGCUAAGACAUGCGGCAAGAUGGGGCUCCGAACGAUGGCGUAUUUUGGGACCACUACGAUGUUGGCUGUCAUCCUUGGGAUCAUAAUGGCCGUCACAAUUCGUCCAGGCUCCAAUGGCGACCAGACCGAGAUCCCUAGAUACGGGGAAGCCAAAAAACUAAACUCAGUGGAUACAUUUCUUGAUCUCAUUAGAAACAUGUUUCCGGAUAAUCUUAUUGUUGCUUGCUAUACAGGGUACAGAACAGACCUCAAUGAAAAGAAAACUGUGAAAAACGUUUCACUCAUCAACGAAAAUUCGACCUCUGAAAUGAUGAACCAAACAUUUGAACUCAAAGAGACGGUGACCCUUGAACCUUCCAAGGGAGAGACGGGUCAGUCGAACAUCCUCGGUCUGGUGGUUUUUUCCGUCUGUUUUGGGAUCGUCAUUGGCAGAAUGGGGGACAAGGGGAAGCCCCUGCUCCAUUUCUGUAACUGCGUCACAGACUGUACCAUGAAACUCUUUGUUGUCUUCAUAUGGUAUUCCCCAAUAGGAAUCACCUUCCUGAUCGCCGGUAAGAUUGUGGGUAUGGAGGAUUUCGGGGUACUGAUGACGAGGGUGGGGCUGUACUUCCUGACCGUGCUGUUCGGGCUGACCAUCCACGGGGGAGUGCUCCUCCCACUGCUGUAUUUCGUCAUCACCAGGCGGAACCCGUACGUGUUUCUAAGAGGCAUUCUGGAAGCCAUGGCAACGGCCUUUGGCACCUCGAGCAGCUCAGCAACGAUGCCAGUAACUUUGCGCUGCUUGGAAACGAAAAAUGGAAUCGACCAGAGGGUGAGCAGCUUUGUAGUUCCCGUGGGCGCUACCAUUAACAUGGACGGCACAGCGUUGUACGAAGCAGUUGCUGCCCUUUUCAUUGGUCAAGUCAACGACAUAGAUAUGUCCUUUGGUCAGAUUGUGACCAUCAGUAUAACGGCAACGGCGGCUUCUAUUGGUGCGGCAGGCGUUCCGCAAGCCGGUCUGGUUACCAUGGUAAUAGUUCUCGCAGCUGUCGGGUUGCCAAUUGAUGACGUCACCUUGAUACUUGUUGUUGAUUGGUUCCUGGAUCGAUUCCGGACCAUGACAAAUGUAGUUGGAGACAGCAUUGGGGCUGGCAUUGUUUAUCAUUUGUCCAAGGACGAAUUAUCGGGAUACAACGAAGACAAAACUGACAAUCUCAACCUCGUACGAGUUGAUAUUCCGAACGGCAAAGACGCCAUUACAGCAGUGUAAAAUAUAGGUUGAAAUUCAACUAAAAACCAUAAAAAACCAUCUUAUAUAUUUAUUAAUCGAAACAUCCUGCUGAAAAACAUUUCAUCCAAAACUUUUACACUUGGCUAUUUUCUUUAUGUCCAAGUUUUCAAAAGUUUUUUAUAUAAAUUUUUAUAUAAAUUAAACUCGAGGACUUAAAAUCAUCAGAUUCAAUUAACUUAUAGAAAUUUGAAACUUUAAUAAGAAGAUGUCUCGAUCUCUGCUGGUGAUUCAAUUCAGGGGACAGUAAGCUUGAGACAUUAAAUACACAGCUAUGAAAAACAAUUAUGAUUAUGUUUUCUUAUCUAGUAUCUGACAUGUAAUUUUAUAUUCUGAUUUACUAAUAGAUACAUGUAGCAUUGUAUAGAAUAGUGUUAGCCUACACAAUAUAUGCAUGUGUAGUAAGUUGAAAGGUGUUCACAUGCUUAUGUACGUAAGUAUAUUUGGUCUACACAGACAAUUGGAACAUAAUUCUUUCUCUUUCGACAUAAUGAAUUUCUUGAAUUGAUGAUUACUGAAAACCAACUUUUAUUCGCGUGCGCAAUAUUUUCACGAGGUUCGCGAGAACCUCGUCUUCGUGAAUUAUUGUCGCCGCAAACACGCGUGAAGAUGAUGCUUCGUCGCGAAAGUUAGUCGCCACGAACCAUGCAGUUUAUCUCAUGUUAAUCUCCAAUAAAGGUCGGUUUACAGUACUUAAUCUAGUAAUUCCGUCUUAGUUGUGUAGUUUUUAAAUCGGAAUAACCACUUACACACGACACGAUUUUGAAUUGUCAUACCUAUAUGUAUCUUUUUUCUGUUUCUAUCUUUUUAUCCGGAACUGAACGAAAACAAUGGUAAUGUGUGCACAAGAUUAGUGAACAAAAGAAAAUCUAAUCAGGAAAUAGUGAGCAAUAGAGGUGACUUCCUCUGCUAUGGCUAAGGUUCCGGGUUACACAUAGUGUAAGAUAUACAUGUACAGAGGAAACAUUGUGUCGCACGUGACCUACAACGUAGUGUACGUUAUACAAAGAUUACAUUGUGUCGCACGUGAACUCCUUGCACUGGAACUGUAUUCAGAAAGUGUGGUGCGCAUACAUAAACAUGAGAAAUACAAAGUUGGUUUCUAUCAACUACGUACAUAUAUUGUAUUUUAACACAAAUAUAUAUACUCAAUAUGUUAAAACUUAAAAUACUGAAUAUCUGACUGAAUGACAUAUUUAUUGUUUUUUUUUAACAUUUAAAGUUUAUUUUUGAAAGAUCAAGAACAGAAUUUUUUCGGUAUGUAUGUAUUUUCCCUUUCAAGACGAGUAUGUUAUCUCAGUGGUAUAUUAAAAUGAAGAAUUUUUCCUUUAAAGCUACACGUAUAUCAUAAGAAUGGUCACCGUAUUGAAAAAAUAUAUAUAUAUAGUACAUGUACUAGUUACUUGUGCAUAUUGUCCAAGAACGAUAACUAUUUUACAUUGUAAGCACCCCCCCCCCCCCC